GUUAAAUUCCUAGACGUAGUUUCAGUACACCAUGGCUCUGCUAAGCCUAAUUUACCUUUUGGUUUUUGUGUCUUUUACUUCACCUAUUGAUAUCGAAACUCCAGAGGGUUUGGAGCUAGUUGCUGAGGGACUCAACGAAUUUUUUACAACAGGUCGUGAGCCUGAUUACUUACGAGAGACGUUGCAAAACAAUCAACUACGUAACAUUUUCCGCGAUAAUGUUGUGGAAAAUGAAGAUGUCAACAGCAAGACUUGUUUCUUCUGCCACGUAAUUGUGAAUUUGCUGAUUGAGCAACGCAGACUUAACGCAAGUCGGGAACUUCUUGCUACGGAAGGUGGCUAUUUGUGCGUUAACUUAGCUGUGGAAAAUGAGAGGGUUUGUAAGGGGGCGAUUGAGCGACAUAUAGAUAUUCUUCUUUACAUCGUUGACAAUACCCCAGAUCUUGACUCGACAAGGGUUUGUGGCUCAGUUCUUCAAUCCAUCGGUUGUCCCUCUGGAAAUAAUUUCAAUUGGUCUAUCCAACUCCCAAGUGGAGGUUCACCAUUCACGCCAAAAUCUUACGACAAAAAACAAAGUUUUAAAAUUUUGCAUUUAUCCGAUUUUCAUUUCGAUCCCGAUUAUACACCGGGUGGUAACGAAGAUUGUGGUGAACCGAUUUGUUGCCAGAGUGAUCAGGGCAAACCCAACUCCUCCGAAACGACUUGUGGUUACUGGAGUAGUUACAAAGAAGCUGACACGUCCUGGAAAUUGGUUAAAGAAACCGUCAAACAAAUCAACACUCAUCAAUUCGAUUAUUUGUAUUACACCGGUGAUAUUAUCAGUCAUAGGGUUUGGGAAACGAGCAUCAAACGUAACACGAAAUCGCUCUCAAAAAUUUAUUCCUACAUGAAAAAAAAAUUCAACGUGCCCGUUUUUCCCGUUCUUGGCAAUCACGAACCUUAUCCUCUUGAUCAAUGGCCUCCACUCGAUGUCCAAGACGAAAGAAUUUCAAACCGGUGGCUUUUCGAGUUAGUGGCCAAGCUUUGGUCACCACUUGUCGGAGAAGAUAUAAGUGAAACGGUCCUAAAAGGGGGUUAUUACACAGUUAGUCCCAGAACAGGUUUUAGAAUUAUCGCAAUUAAUAGCAAUCCGUGUUAUUCCUACAACUGGUGGCUCGUUUUAAACGAUGUUGAUCCUUACGGACAGUUGCAAUGGCUUGCUGAUACGUUACUUGAAGCGGAAAAGAACGACGAAAGAGUUCAUAUUUUGUCCCAUGUUCCGUCAGGAACUUCCGAAUGUUUAUCAGUUUGGGCGAGGGAAUAUUCCAAAAUUGUGGAACGAUUUGCAAAUACGAUUGCUGGACAAUUUGUUGGCCACACACACCAGGAUGAGUUUUAUGUUUACUAUAAUUGUUCCGAUGAUACCCAAGCUGUUGGUGCUGCUUUUAACGGCGCUGCUGUAACUCCAUGGAUUGAGUCUAACCCCAGUUACAAAAUUUUUGACGUUGACUCCAAGAGUUUUAAUCUUCUAGACUACGAAGAGUGGACCUUUAAUCUUACUUUAGCCAACUCUCAACCUUCUGCCCCACUUGAAUGGUACAAGCUUUACCGAUUUACUGAAGCUUAUGGCGUUGAUAACUUAUCGCCAACUGAAGUUGAUAAACUUUUGUAUAAAAUGGCUGAAAAUCACGCAUUGCUUGAUGAUUAUUACAAGUAUAGGUAUCGAAAUGGUGAUCCUGGGGUUGAGAAAGGUUGUGAUGAUAGUUGCAAGAAAAAGAGUUUGUGUAAAAUUGCGACCACAAUCACUGGAGAUGACACACAAUGCAGGCGAUUUACUGAACUUUAUGAUCGAGGACAAUAAACAUUAUUAUAAAAUAUCA
Molecule: messenger RNA, 1859 nt
Organism: Tribolium castaneum (red flour beetle)
Lineage: Eukaryota; Metazoa; Arthropoda; Insecta; Coleoptera; Tenebrionidae
Product: sphingomyelin phosphodiesterase
Exons: 8
Coding region: 32-1840 (602 amino acids)
Biological process (GO): ceramide biosynthetic process; sphingomyelin catabolic process
Cellular component (GO): lysosome
Molecular function (GO): acid sphingomyelin phosphodiesterase activity
Source: RefSeq, a predicted model, not a curated record